CGGCCUUAGCACUGCUACUACUAAGUUACCACCACUACCAUAACAACCACCACCACUACCAUUAGGUACAGACAAUAACUUACUUGCUGUCGUUCUCGCCUCCAUUUAUCCCUCCAGUUCUCCUCCCCACUUCUCUUUCUCUUCCUCUCCCUCUUCCUCUCCCCCUCCCCUCUGUCUCCCUCCCUCCCUUCCUUUCCCAAAUAAAACUAGAGCCAUUCCUCUAGCACUUUGUUUGUUCCUCUCAUCUGUUAUAAAUUCUCCACCUUUCUCAACCUCAACACCCUUUCAUCUGAUAAUUCUUCACCCAUACCCAAGCCCUCAGUCAAGGCUUCGCAACCUCCGUUCCAAACCACCAUGUCGGUCGUCUCUCUCCUCGGCGUCAAGAUUGUCAACAAUCCCGCCCCCUUCACAGCGCCCUACCAAUUCGAGAUCACCUUCGAAUGCCUUGAACAACUUCAAAAAGAUCUGGAGUGGAAGCUCACCUACGUCGGUUCUGCCACCUCCUCCGAAUAUGACCAAGAACUCGACUCGCUACUCGUGGGCCCCAUCCCGGUGGGCGUCAACAAGUUCAUCUUCGAAGCCGACCCGCCCGACCUGAAGCGCAUCCCCACCUCAGAGAUCCUGGGGGUGACCGUCAUCCUCCUCACCUGCAGCUACGACGGUCGGGAGUUCGUGCGGGUGGGAUACUACGUGAACAACGAGUACGAUUCGGAGGAGCUCACCGCCGACCCGCCUGCCAAGCCCAUCAUCGAGCGCAUCCGUCGCAACAUCCUGGCGGAGAAGCCGCGUGUCACUCGAUUUGCGAUCAAGUGGGACUCGGAGGAAUCCGCCCCCGCCGAAUACCCCCCCGACCAGCCGGAUGCCGACCUCGUCGACGACAGCAACACAUACGGUGCGGAGGAGGCCGAGCUGGAGGCCGCCCUGGUCAAGGAGCUCGAGGAAGCGGAGCGAACGGACCCCUCCCGCGGCGAGGACCAGGACAUGGAGGGCGGGGAGGCCACCGCCGGGGACGAGGAGGAUAUCUCCGACGCGGAGAGUGAAGACAUCGAGGAUGAGAGUGACGACGACGAGGAGGAGCUCGACGAGGAAGAGGGUGGCGACGGCGACGAGGACAUCGAGAUGGGCGAUGACUCGGAACCCAAAGAUGAGGCGGCCGGCGGCGCCAGCAACAACCCCACCACCCACCAUCAGCCGGAACUGAUGGUCCACUAGACUCCAUUUCCUCUUGCUUUGAACCCUUCUCCAUGGAUUGUGGGUGUGCGUGUGGGCUUGGGCGUGAGAGUCGUUGAUCUAUUCUUUGCUUCUACUUGGUAUCCUUCGAAAUGAUUUUACGAUUGGGUUUGCGACGUGCUUCUUCUUUUUCGACGAUACAUCUUAUCAUAUCAUAUUCCCAUCCAAACCAAAAAAGGUUCCGCAGUAUUUACUUGACAUAGAAAGAACCAAAACCAUAACUUGAC
This is a messenger RNA of Aspergillus fijiensis CBS 313.89, 1457 nucleotides long. RefSeq names its product nucleosome assembly factor ASF1 (gene asf1). The transcript is spliced from 4 exons. Gene Ontology annotation, molecular function: histone binding. Gene Ontology annotation, cellular component: nucleus. The record is from RefSeq and is a predicted model, not a curated record. Lineage: Eukaryota; Fungi; Ascomycota; Eurotiomycetes; Eurotiales; Aspergillaceae. Gene Ontology annotation, biological process: nucleosome assembly; nucleosome disassembly; DNA replication-dependent chromatin assembly. The coding region runs from base 355 to 1212 and encodes 285 amino acids.